Molecule: messenger RNA, 2383 nt
Organism: Mytilus trossulus (common blue mussel)
Lineage: Eukaryota; Metazoa; Mollusca; Bivalvia; Mytilida; Mytilidae
Product: F-actin-capping protein subunit alpha-like
Exons: 10
Coding region: 209-1081 (290 amino acids)
Biological process (GO): barbed-end actin filament capping; actin cytoskeleton organization
Cellular component (GO): actin cortical patch; F-actin capping protein complex
Molecular function (GO): actin filament binding
Source: RefSeq, a predicted model, not a curated record
UUUAACCUUGACCUCGGCAGGUGCCCUUUGACUCUGCACAAGUUGUUUAUUUUUCUCCCUGCAAACCAAAUAGUUUACAACUUCUGCAUAUUUUUUAGAAAAGAUCAGAGCAUUGAUAGUUGAUUUUGUUGAGAAAAAAGAGAAAUAUACGAGACAGUAACUAAUUUACCCACAGUUCCGUAUACCAGAAGGCGUGACAAAAGGCAAGAUGGCUGAUUACGGUGAACCCAUCUCCGACCAGGAUAAGGUCAAUAUAGCCUCUGAUUUCAUCUUGCAUGCACCUCCUGGUGAAUUUAAUGAAGUUUUUAAUGAUGUUAGGAUUUUACUAAAUGAUGACAACUUGCUGAAAGAGGGAGCUUCAGGAGCUUUUGCACAGUAUAACAAAGAUCAAUUUACACCAUGCAAAGUUGAAAGCACUCCAGAGAAUGUACUUAUAACAGAACAUGGAGAUUUAGGAGGAAGUAGAUUUUUGGACCCAAGAACUAAAAAGUCUUUCAGAUAUGACCAUCUAAGAAAAGAAGCCAGUGAUUAUCAGCCAGGAGAUGUUGAUAAAAGUGCAGAGAAAUGGAGGGCAGCAAUAGAAACCGCAUUUACUGAAUAUCGUUCUAAACAUUAUAAAAAUGGUGUAGUGACAAUUUAUGGUAGUAGUUCUGGAGGAAAUAUAACAAUCAUAGCUUGCCUAGAAAGUCAUCAGUUCCAACCUAGAAAUUUCUGGAAUGGUCGAUGGCGAUCACAGUGGUCAGCUACAUUUCCUGAAUCAGGUGGUAAAUGUGAACUGACCGGUGUCCUUAAAGUUCAGGUUCAUUAUUAUGAAGAUGGUAAUGUACAGUUAGUUAGUUCAAAAGAAGUUAAACAGUCUCUAAAUGUUACGUCAGAGCAACAAACAGCAAAAGAAUUUGUAAAUGUUAUAUCAGAAGCUGAAAAAGAAUAUCUGAUGGCAAUAAAUGAAAAUUACCAGACUAUGUCAGACACAACAUUCAAAGCUCUUAGACGUCAACUGCCUGUGACAAGAACAAAAGUAGACUGGAACAAAAUUAUGAGUUAUUCUGUAGGACAACAGCUAAGCCAAGGGAAAAAAUAGUGAACAAUUUUAUAUUUAUUUGUAUAUGGCUUUAGAAUGGACAAGAAUGAUAAACUUUUGUAUUGCAAGUACAAGUUCUUGAAAGUUAUUGGUGCGGUGUUCAUGACUAACAAGUCGUGUUACAUAAUAAUAGCAAAAACAUUGAUUCACGAAUAAUAAUAAUACAUUAAAUCAGCAAAAUGUCCUUAUUAAUAAAACUAAGCGUUUCUUGUGAGAUAUAAGUAUAAUUUAUGUUUCAUAUUGGGUACCAGUUAACUGAGCUGUGUUAGUUAUACAUGUAUAAUCCCACUAAAUAUCUAUAUUCAACACAAGGAUACCCUUAAGUUUAUAUAGAGACCAGUGAUUAAUAAGUGAUAUCUUAAAUUUGUAUCAGAGGGGUUACAACAUUAUUUAAAUAUCUUUAGCAGCAUAUUAUCUAAGUCAUAUGGCUGAUAGUUAAAUCAAUUUAGAUGACAUGGUAAACUGUUGGGAGGAUGGUAUGAUAUAAUGUUGCUAGUCUUCUACAUUAAUGUCUCAUCUUUGGCAUUAUCCAGUAUUGUCUACAAAUUGUGAGUUAUCUCCCUUUUUUUUAAAACAUUUUUCUUAAAACAUUGAUUGAAAAAAACAGGGGCAGAUCCAGCCAUUGUUUUAAAGGGGUGGUUCCUUACCCAGGUUAAAGAGGGAUUCCAACACCCUGGAUUUGCAACUGAAAAAAAAAUAAAUUGGUGCAAUAUGAUAUAUCUGAGAAAGGUGAGGUAACUCUCUGAACAGCACAUGAAACUCCUGAUUGAGUAGAAUAUGCUUCCAUUAUAAUGACUUAAAGAAUUUUCCUGUCUCAAAUAGUAUUUAAAAUCCAAUAAAGAAUACAAAUAUUUUUAUAUGAAGAAAAACAUGUGACACAGUCAGAGAUUAUAUGAUACUGAAAAGCUGUGAUGUUUUGCAAAUUUUGUAUUGCUACCUUCCUUUCUAAAAUAAAAAUAAAUAAUUUAAUUUGAUUUAUGAUUUCAUAAAUUUCUACACUUUUCAAUAGGUGCUAUCUUGAUUGGGAUGACUAUAUAUACUUACAAAACCUAUAACUUUUCACAUUCCUCAGAGAAAAAACAUGUUACUGAUGAAUGCUUAUUCAAUGUACAAAUAAAAUUAUUUAUUUUCUUUGUACUUCUUAUUAUCGAUUGAUUUAUAUACUGCACAAUAUAAAACAGUAUUUAUUAUUUGUUUGUGCAUGACAUAAUGUAACUGAUAUGAUGUGGAGACGUUUUGAUUAUUUCAUUGUAUUAUUGUCUGAGAGACCAGCAAUUGAUUUUAUAUAAAUAUCUACUCAUA